AGAAGUCUCUGUGUUCCAGAGGCAGUACUUGUAGUUGAGGACAUGGAGACAACACUAGAUGGGAAGGACAAGACCACCAUUUUCAGUAAAGAAAACCCCCUCUAUGACCUCGACAUGCCAUUUACCAGCACAGGUCGCUAUGAGUUCCAGUCCAGUGAUUUGCAGCCUAAAAAGUCAUCAGGAAAAUCAUUCUGUUUCCCAGUGAUUUGGAUAUUCCUGCUUCUGCUCAUAGGAAUGAACGGCUAUCUGGCCUAUAAAGUCUUCAAUUUGGAAGCCUUGGUUAACAGUCAUCACAGAGACAGUCCCCAUGCAGAGAUGCUCAAAUCUUUUUUGGAUGGCACUUCUCAGGCGUGUGUAUCCAGCUUGUGUGGAGAAGAAAAGGCUUUGGAGUCACUGAUGACACAACUACACCUGCUCAAUUCCAGUUCAAAUGACCUACAGAACCAGGUGAACACCAUCGAACUUAAAAGAGGUCCUCCAGGACUGCCUGGGCCAACAGGACCUCCUGGCAUAUCAGGACCUCCAGGGACGCUUGGGCCAAUGGGGCCUCCUGGUGCCAAAGGUUCAGAUGGACAACCAGGAGCACCUGGAGCUAAAGGAGACACAGGAGUUGCAGGUGUUCCUGGAUCAGAAGGUGCCAAGGGGGAGAAAGGGGAUGCCGGUGUUGCAGGACCAGAAGGAGCUGCUGGAAAAAUAGGCCUGCCUGGUAAUCCUGGUCUCAAAGGUGAACCAGGUCAAACAGGAGCACCAGGUUUUCCUGGCCAGAAAGGUGACAAAGGCAUACCUGGAUUACCUGGUGUUCCUGGGCCACCAGGACGUACUGGACCUCCAGGAAGUUUAGGAUUAAAGGGGAGCACUGGUGUAAAAGGGUCAACUGGGCAGCCAGGCCCUGCAGGGCCUCCUGGGGCAAGGGGCCCAGAUGGGCUACAAGGUCCAGCUGGACCGAAAGGAUCAUCUGGGGAAAAGGGGCAAAGUGGUGAUAAUAAUUCAGGCCCCCCAGGUCCUCCCGGGCUGAAAGGAGACAAAGGAGUACCAGGUUUUCCUGGUGUUCCGGGAUUAAAGGGGCAGCAAGGAAGCAAAGGAGACACUGGAUCCAGUGGUUUGGCAGGACUAAAGGGUGACAUGGGUCCGAGGGGUGAACAGGGGGCAAAGGGAGACCAGGGACUUCCAGGUCCUAAAGGAGAUAAGGGCGAUCAAGGAAGUACACCCAAAGUGAUUCGCUUGGUGGGCAGUUCGAAUAGGGGCAGAGUGGAGGUACUGUAUAAUGGGCAGUGGGGGACGGUGUGUGAUGACAACUUUGACACUCUGGACGGCACAGUGGUGUGUAAGAUGCUGGGCUUCGAAAGAGCCUUAAGUGUCUUCAAGGCAUCACCAGGAACGGGUCGUGUCUUGCUGGAUGAGUUAAGGUGCACAGGGAGAGAGAGCAGCCUUUUUGACUGUCCACACAAUGGCAUAGGAGUAAACGACUGCACACACAGUGAAGACGCUGGAGUGAGCUGUGCAUGAGACAACAAACACCUCUCGCACAAACACAUGCACACACACCACAGACUCAAUAUCUUCAAAAAAUAUUUUGCAGACUGUUGGCAUGGCUUUGCUCAAGGCUUCAUAACUCAGCAAUGAACUCAGUUCAACUUCUAUAUAAAAAUAGCAUCAAAUGACACUGACAGUGUGAGCAAUCCAGUUCAAGAAAGCAUCCAAAAUCCAGACUUUGCUCCAAGAUAACCCCAAGGUACCCCAAGCAGGUAAUCAAGUGUUUGCAUGAAGAGAAAGAAGGGAAUCAUGAAUUAUUUCUCAGCAAUAAGCCAGAAUAUGAACCACUAUUAAAACUCCAGAAAAUCAGCAGGCAUGUAAAUACUUGGUAAUUAUAAUUGCAUUGGAUGUAUAUCAAUUGCAUAAAUGUGUUAAUUUUAAGAAAAUAAAUGAAUGUUUUAUUAUGA
Molecule: messenger RNA, 1940 nt
Organism: Astyanax mexicanus (Mexican tetra)
Lineage: Eukaryota; Metazoa; Chordata; Actinopteri; Characiformes; Acestrorhamphidae
Gene: marco
Product: macrophage receptor with collagenous structure
Exons: 17
Coding region: 43-1506 (487 amino acids)
Cellular component (GO): membrane
Source: RefSeq, a predicted model, not a curated record